UCGGGUCAACGAUACGCAGAAACAGGCAAGGCAAUGGUUCGAAAAGAAAGAAAUCUUUACCAAGUGUCAUUCUUUUGUUUCAUUGUUUGUUUAUUAUGUGAUUUCAGUUACAUGAUAUAGCCUAACAGAGAGAGUUAUCUAGUUCCAACAAUUAUUCGACGCAUGCGCAAACACUUGUAACAUGUUUAGAUUGUUAAGGUCAACAUUAAUCUGCCUUAUACUGUAGCAAUACCACAAUGACUUGCUUGCUAAAACACAUAUCAAGACGGGCCUUUACAUUGGUAAGGACACAAGACAAGCUGUUGCAUACAGGGAGGGCAGCAUAUGCAGCAAACUGGAAGAUUGGUAAAAUAAACCAUGUGGCUGUAGCUGUUCCUGACAUGGACAAGGCCACUGCACUGUUCAGGGAUGUCCUGGGAGCCAACGUCAGUGAUAAGCAUCCCCAACCUGACCACGGUGUGUAUACAGUAUUUAUUGAACUUGGAGAUACAAAAUUAGAGUUACUGAAUCCUAUGGGAGACAACAGCCCGAUACAGAACUUCUUGGAUAAAAACAAAAAUGGAGGAAUGCACCACAUCUGUAUUGAGGUGGACAACAUAACCGAGGCGAUGAAGGAUGUGAAAGCCAAAGGAAUUAGACUGUUGAGUUCAGAAGCCAAGAUAGGGGCGCACGGUAAACUUGUAGUGUUUCUACAUCCUAAGGAUUGUAAUGGUGUUCUGGUGGAACUGGAGGAGGCAUGAAUCUCCCUUGUUAAAUAAGUGUGUAUAAACUGGUGGGGACUAUAGGUUUCCUCUCUGUUGCCCUAUAGUCGUAACGACAAAGUUUGUGAUCACUUUAACGGCUUCAUUCCUUGUUUUAAUAAAACUACAUACAUUGAUAGAGGACCAUGAUAUCUUAGACAAAUUCAAGUAUCAGGGUUUUUGGCUCAAGGUCAAGGUCACUGUUAUUAUAAGCGGGGGCUGGUAGGGGCCGGGACAUGUAUUGGUCUAGCGAUACUCAGUUUGCAUUUUUAGCUCACCUGGCCCGAAGGGCCGGUGAGCUUAUGCCAUGGUGCAGCGUCUGUCGUCCGUCCGUCG
Pecten maximus is the source of this 1076-nucleotide messenger RNA. Its product is annotated as methylmalonyl-CoA epimerase, mitochondrial-like. Lineage: Eukaryota; Metazoa; Mollusca; Bivalvia; Pectinida; Pectinidae. Gene Ontology annotation, molecular function: methylmalonyl-CoA epimerase activity. Gene Ontology annotation, cellular component: mitochondrion. The record is from RefSeq and is a predicted model, not a curated record. Bases 237 to 740 code for a protein of 167 amino acids. The transcript is spliced from 6 exons. Gene Ontology annotation, biological process: L-methylmalonyl-CoA metabolic process.